Molecule: messenger RNA, 1599 nt
Organism: Metarhizium brunneum ARSEF 3297
Lineage: Eukaryota; Fungi; Ascomycota; Sordariomycetes; Hypocreales; Clavicipitaceae
Biological process (GO): mRNA splicing, via spliceosome
Cellular component (GO): nucleus
Source: RefSeq, a predicted model, not a curated record
AUGAACAACGAGCAGUUCCGCAAGCUGAUGCUUGCCAAUUCGAAGCAAGCAUCCGGCUCAAAAAAUGACCCUUCUCCUCCCGCCGCAAAACCCAGUGGUGGAGGCACAGCUCUUGGAUCCCGGCAACGAUCCAGCAUGCCCAUGACACCGCGAUCUGUUGCAGGCCAUCAAAGCGAUUUUGCUCGACAGCUUGCCGAACGCAACCAGUCUGAGCGGCCACAGAAAAAAGUUAGAACCUCGGCACCCAAAGGCGUCAGGCUCGCAGAGGGUUAUGUCGACCGCGCGCGAAAUCGGGCGACUGCCGAAAUUGAUGACCGAGAAGCGAGACUAGGGGCCCUCGAAGAAUCGUACAAGAAGGAAGAAAUUGACGAGGGGACAUAUGAGAAGCUACGAUUUCAGAUUGCAGGGGGUGACUUGGAGAGUACACAUUUAGUCAAGGGACUGGAUUUUAAGCUUCUUGAGCGAGUAAGAAAGGGGGAAGACGUAUACAACGAGAAGCCAUCUGGGUCAACAAAUUCAGGGGCCCAAGAAGAUGACACACAUGUGGAUGAUGCCUUUGACAUGCUCGAAUCACAAGAGAUUCAUGCGAUCGAAAAGGAAAAAACUGACAAGAAAGGCCAACUAUCUACAGUUGCAGCGGGAAAGAAGAGGACAAGAAACCAAAUCUUGGCGGAUAUGAAGGCGGCGAGGGCAGCGGCCAAGGCACAAGCUGAACCCAGUUUGGGUGAUCGAUUCCGCAAGAUCGGAACGACACAGAAACUCGGCACGCGCAUAGAAGUAGAUAACAAAGGUCGGGAAGUACUGAUUAUCGUUGACGCCGACGGACAUGAGAAACGAAAAGUUCGGAAACUGAGGCCUGGGGAAGAAGAGGAGUCAAAAGACAUAUUGCCAAUGCCCGACAAGAACGCAAAGCCAUUGGGCAUGGAAGUCCCCGAGCAAUUUAGAACAAAGGAAGAACCAGCGGCUGAGGAUGACGGAGAAGUUAAUAUUUUCGAUGACGUGGGAGAUGACUACGAUCCACUGGCCGAAAUAGAUGGUUCAGAGUCGGGCUCGGAUUCGGAUUCGGAAAUGACAGAGCAGACAACAGCUGGAAAUGGCGUCCCACGGGACAAGCUGACAGCACCAGAUUCAAUGCCGCCACCGCGGAUACCGCAAACAGGCCCCAGAAACUACUUUCAAGAUUCCAAGACACGCCUCAUUUCCGAGGAAGAGGGAGAACGAGCGCCCUCCAUGUCGGACCCAGCCAUCAUGGCGGCUAUCAAGAAGGCAGCGGCACUACGUCCGAUUGAGACAGAAGACGACGACGAGGAGUCCCGUCAAAAUGCCGUGGCAGCUGAAGAGCGAAGAAGAAAGUUAUUACAAAUGUCUCAACGGGACGAUGACGACCUUGACAUGGGCUUUGGCACCAGCAGAUACGAAGACGAAGAGGACUUUGAAGACCACAAACUCGCGUCAUGGGGUGAAGAUGAUAAUAGCGAAGGAGGCCAUAGCCGGAAUGCACGAAGCCAACGCAAAAGAGGUCCAAAGAAGCGCAAGGUCGAUAAAAACAACGCUGCAGAUUUUCUUCGGAUGAUGGAGUCCCGGAAGGCAGCAUCAUGA